AGGUGAGUGGGACUGGCUCUCUGUGUGGCCUGUGAUGCGGGGAAGGUCGCGCCCAGGUGGUUGACACUGGUCUUCCACGCUGGGUCCCAUGGGUGAUGAGUCUGUGCCUGUGUGUUAACACCAUGGGAGUAGACCCUUGGCCCUGGGACUCAGAGCGGUUCUCAAAGAAGGGCUGGAGUAGCGCGCUGGAGGGGUCUGGUCUGUGUACUGUGGUCACGUGCUGUGGGUGGGAAGGGCCCCAGCACUCAGGCUCACCUUGUGCUCCCUAAGCACCACUGUCAGAGGUGAUCUCUGCGGCCGGGUAGCCACAGCUCUCAGCCGUGCACGCAGGCCCAUGGCUCACCUGAGUUGCAGGGCAGCUCCAGAGCGCCCUGUAAGAAGUGGCGGCCAAAGGCAGACUCAGCGUUUCCCAGCACCUGCCCAGCCCCUGUCUCCCAGGACUCAGAUGAGGCCCCGCGAUGUCUCUUGAGGUUGACUAGAGGGACUCGAAGUCCUGCCGGACUCCCAGAUGCCCUGAGCAGUGCUGCUGAGCUGGCCUCUGCCUUUACUCCCAGCCACCCCUAAAAGAGAACUCAGUGCCUGGGUGUUUAGGUGGCACAGGAAGCCAGAGUGGGCUUUCAGGUGACCUCAGCUGAAAUCCGGAAUGAGGAGCACCUGAUGCUUUGGGAAGAGGCUUUCUCAGAAACCCUUCAAGCACAUUGGAGGGCACUGUGCUGAAGUUGGAGGGAAGUCCUCGCCCACUCUGUGUGGCAAUAGCAAAAUACCUGAAGCUGCGUUGCUUAGAAAAUGAAAGUUCACUUUAGCUUGUGGCUUGACCAGCCCGAGAGUGUGGCACGGGCACCAGCUUCUGGUGAGGGCCUCAUGGCAGAUGGCAUUACCCAGCAGGAGCCUGAGUGAGAUGGGGGAGAGGAGGACCAGACCUGUCCGUGAUAACAACCCCAGGGCAGGCAAAGUGGGGAAGACACCACUGGGACACCUGCAUCGCAUACUGCACCACCCGGGGUCCAUCCCCAGCCUCGGCUCCUGAGUCCAGCUUCUUACACACGUGCACCCUGGGAGGCAGUGAGGAUGCCUCAAGUAUUGGGUUCCUGCCACCCACGUGGGAGAUUGGGGUUGAGAUCCAGCUGCAGCCACUGGCAACUGCAGGCCUCUGGGGAGAACAGUGGAUGGAAGCAACCACCCCCCCCCAAGAUCCAUGAAUUAAAAAUUUGUAACAACCCCCUGAUAAUAAGGAAACAUUUGUAGCAACAACAAUGGGAACUAAUCCCUGUGCACCCUAACCCACCACAGAAGACUAGCGUCAGUCCAUUCAGGAGCUGGGUUGGGGCCCAUGCUUUCCUUCACCCCCAGUGAAGGAACAUACAACCUGGAGAACACUAACCCUAGGGAAUCUGAAGAAGGAAAGCCCAGGAGAGAAAGAAAAACCCAUGGGCAUCUUCCACCCAAUUAAGAAUAGUUGACUGCUGAAGCUGGGUGAUUCCCCACUCAUCAUUCAUUGUGUAAUUUUACAGUUCUUUGUGAAUCUCCAAAAGAGUGUACAAUGAAAUUUAAAAGAGGAGAAGCUGAGUGGGGAGGGGGGGAAUAAAAGAGUAAGUAAAACCCAAGUCUUGCUGGACAGCACCUCUGGACAUGACACAGCUGUGCACUCAUUCACACUCCACAGGGGAGGCCAGCAGGUAUGUGGGUGACCAGGGCCCUGGACACUGUGGUCCCCAUGCCAGGGUAAAGGAAGUGGGCAGAGGAAGAGAAACGGGCCCUUGAAGGGAAAAGAACAGACUGUGGCCCCAAGAUGGCAGCCUAGGGGCAGUGUGGGGCCCAGGACCAAAGGGGUUCUGGGGGAGGGCUGAGCCACUUUCCCCAGGGGGAGCACCCUGGCUAUCAGCACUCCAGGGAGCUGUGGGCAUGUGGCUGCUCCUGCCCGACAUGUGCUGUCCCUGUCCUUAAGGUCAGCAGCAGUCCGGUGUUACCAGCAUGUGGCUCAGGUGCUGGUGCCCAGGAGUUCUCAGUGCUCUGUGCCUGAAGCCCUGGUCAGUGUCAGGACAGGGCCCUGGCUCCCGCUCUGGACAGUCUGGGCCACGCCGGCUUGAGGUCCUAUGCAGGUGGUGCUCAGCGGGCCGCUCCCCUCCCCCCAUCCCAGGAGGACGCCCUGUGUCCACCUCCUAAAACUCCUGGGAAGAAGGGCUGGAGCAGAGCAGGAGGGGUCAGCAGGGGUUGGGAGUGCUGGGGUCGGGCCUGUGGUAGGACAGCAGGCUGCAGCCCUGGGAGUCUCCGUUCAGGUCAUUGCAGGGGCAGCCCCGAGUGUGGGGACCUCAGGAAGAUGGACAGGCCAUGAUGGGGCUCCCUGUGCCACCUUGUGUUCAUAGAGAAAGGCUUUCACAGUGGUGCUGUAAUAAAAUUGCAGAGGAAUAAAGGAGGGGCAGGAGGUGCAGGUUGCCUGGGACUUGGGACCGUUAUGGCAGGUGGCAGAGGGCCCAGGCACCCCUGGUUCCGGGGCAGUUCUGCCAAAGCCCUGCCCUCUUCACCUGGGCCCUGGGGAGAACACAGGCCCCACUUCUGGUGACCUGUAAUGAAGCCAGGACUGAGGACCCUGACCCCUGCCACAGCAGAGCCCCUUGGGAUUGGCUGGGAGGCUUCUGUGAUGUCACAGGCACUGAGGAUGCGCACUCUGGGCUGGGAGGCGACCAGUGUCCAGUACUGCGUCUACUGCCCAACUGACCAGGUGUUGGUAGUGUAGGCAGGAGGCACAUUUGACAGAAUCGAAUGGAUUCAUGAUGGAGGUUUAAUGAAAAAGGAUUCUCCUUUCUACAUUGUUCACACUGCACAAUAGCCCAGUGAGAGUUGAAGAAGAAACGGAAAAGAUGAUGAUGUGGGAUACAGAUAACAGGAGUGUGGUCCAGGAGUUCAUCCUGGAGGGCUUCCCUGCUGUCCAGCACCUGGGGAAAAUACUGUUCCUGGUGCACCUGCUGGCAUACCUGGCCUCCAUCAUGGGAAACACGCUCAUCAUCACCAUCACCUGGGCUGACCAGCGCCUCCACACACCCAUGUACUUCUUCCUCAGCACUUUCUCCUUUGUGGAAUGCUGCUUCAUAACCACGGUGAUUCCUAAACUGCUGGCCAUCUUCCUGUCAGGGAGGCAAGCCAUUUCCUUUGCUGCCUGCUUCACGCAAGCUUUUGUCUUUCUUUCCCUGGAGUCAACUGUUUUCUUCCUUAUGGGAGUGCUGUCUCUGGAUCGGUACCUGGCCAUUUGCAGACCUCUGCGUUACUCCAGCAUCAUGAGCCCCAGGUGGCUUUGGGAAAAGACCCUGGUUUGUUGGAAGGAAAAAGAAGCACAAGAUUGCAGAAGCACUGUUUCCCGCCAGCUAUUUCUUGAUCAAAGAGGGAUGGAGAUAUUGAUGGAGGUGAGGAACGAGACAACUGUCCAGGAGUUCAUCCUGGAGGGCUUCCCUGCUGUCCAGCACCUUGGGAAAGUCCUCUUCCUGGUGCACCUGCUGGCGUACCUGGCCUCCAUCACAGGAAACACGCUCAUCAUCACUGUCACCUGGGCUGACCAGCGCCUCCACACACCCAUGUAUAUUUUGCUCAGCAGUUUCUCCUUCUGCGAAUGCUGUUUUAUUAGCACAGUGAUUCCUAAGCUGCUGUCCAUCUUUCUUUUAGGACAGCAAAGAAUUCACUUUACUGCGUGUCUCACACAAGCCUUUUCUUUCUUAUUCCUUGGGUCAACAAUUUUCUUCCUCCUGGCUGUGAUGUCUUUGGAUCAAUACCUGGCCAUUUGCAAGCCUCUACACUACCCAGCCAUCAUGAACCUGCGGGUGUGUUUGCUUCUGGUUUUCUGCUGCUGCACGGUGUCCUUCCUCUUCAUCACUGCUCUGGUUCUCAAGGUUUCCCAGUUGUCCUUCUGUGGCUCCAACCUCAUCCCUCAUUUCUUCUGUGAUCUAGGUUCCUUAAUUAACCUCUCCUGUUCUGACACCAAAGCUGUUGAAAUAUAUACCUUCUUCCUUGCUUUAUGUGUCAUUGUGUUGUCCCUCAUUGUAACCAUCAUAGCAUACAGCAACAUUGUAGUCACCAUCGUGAGGCUCCCGUCAGCCAGGGAGCGACAGAAAGCUUUCUCCACCUGCUCAUCUCACCUCAUCGUCCUCUCUCUCAUGUACGGCAGCUGUCUUUUCAUCUAUGUGAAGCCAAAACAGACGAGCAGGGUGGACUUCAACAGACAGGCUGCUCUGGUGAACACGGUGCUGACCCCAGUGCUGAACCCUGUCAUCUACACCCUGCGCAACAAGCAGGUGCACCAGGCUCUCAGGGGUGCUGUGUGCAAGGUGAGACUGCAGAAAUAGGAAAAGGAGUUUUGGAAGGA
Oryctolagus cuniculus (rabbit) is the source of this 4351-nucleotide messenger RNA. NCBI's taxonomy places the organism in Eukaryota, Metazoa, Chordata, Mammalia, Lagomorpha, Leporidae. The record is from RefSeq and is a predicted model, not a curated record.